AUGGGCAACGGCCAGGGAAAGCCCGUCGACCUCACCGGCGAAGUCAAUCUCAACCACUUCCGCCUCUUGAGAGUCGUCGGCCGCGGCGCCUUUGGCAAGGUCCGCAUUGUCGAGCGCAAGGAUACCGGUCUGUCCUUCGCCCUCAAGUACAUUCGCAAAGAUGAAGUCGUCAAGUCUGAGAGCGUUCGCAACAUUGUCCGCGAACGGCGCAUGCUCGAGCACGUCAACCACCCCUUCAUUUGCAAUCUGCGGUACAGUUUUCAGGAUAUCGAGUACAUGUACUUGGUGGUCGAUUUGAUGAGCGGCGGCGAUCUUCGCUUUCACAUCUCCAGAAAGACCUUUACCGAGGAGGCCGUCCGCUUCUGGAUUGCAGAGCUGGGCUGCGCCCUGAGAUAUAUUCACGGCCAGGGCAUCAUUCACCGGGAUGUCAAACCGGACAAUGUCCUCCUCGACGCCGAUGGGCACGUCCACUUGACAGAUUUCAACGUCGCCUCUGAUGUCAUCCCCAAGAGGGUUCUCACCAGCAAGUCAGGAACCCUGGCCUACUUGGCACCCGAAGUGUACGCAGGCAAGGGCUAUGAUGUCCGCGCCGACUGGUGGUCCUUGGGCGUACUGUUCUAUGAGUGCAUCUACAACAAGCGGCCAUUUGAUGGAAGCAACGAAGCCACACUCAGCCAACAAAUCCAAGGCAACCGCCCCAAGUAUCCCGUUACCCAGCCCCCCGUCUCUUUGACCUGCCUCUACGCCAUUCGCGCCGCCUUGGACCCCAACCCCAACACUCGUCUUGGUUCUACGUGGGAAAGCUUUAUACACAACGACUUCUUCCAGGAACUUGACUUCGACAUGCUGGAACAGAAGCAAAUAGAACCCACAUUCGUGCCAUCCUCGGACAAGACCAACUUUGACGCCACCUACGACUUGGAAGAGCUUCUCCUGGAGGAGGCACCCCUGGAGGCCCGCGCGAGGCGGCAGAAGCCCCGAGAACGGCUAAAAGAAGACGCGACGCAGCAGGAGAUCCGCGAGGACGAGCUUUAUCGAAUGAUUGAGAAGGAUUUCCGACCGUUUGAUUACACGGUGGCCGCUUACAAGAAAAUAACGGAGGCGACAAAAGACGGGGUGGAUGACUCACAGCUGAAGGCUGCUCCGAGCAACGGGCCUCAGCCGGCCAAAAAGGACGAGGCCAGCACUGUCCCGGACAAGGCAAUGCAACAACGGGCCGACAAAAGACCAGGCCGUCCGUCUCGGGCUGCACCGCCACUCCCUCAGUACCAGAGUCAGUAUGUCUCUCGGCCAUCGCCGCCGAGCAAGAAUCGGGUAGCAAGCCCUACAGGAGGCGUUCAAGUCACAUUGGAUGGGAGUGGCAGCUGGUCUGAACUCGCCCGUCAGGACGCAACGUUACCGGCGGACGCAAACACGGCCGUUGAUCCCAAAGAAGGAUCGGGAGGCAUGUUUGGAUUCCUGAAGAGCAAGCGGGGCAGAACCAACAGCCCCAAGCCGCGGGAGAGGGGUGUUCUUGGGAAGGAGGGCGCCCGGGUUGUCAUCAGCUAA
Messenger RNA from Hirsutella rhossiliensis, 1548 nucleotides. RefSeq names its product kinase. Gene Ontology annotation, biological process: peptidyl-serine phosphorylation; intracellular signal transduction. Gene Ontology annotation, molecular function: protein serine/threonine kinase activity; ATP binding. Lineage: Eukaryota; Fungi; Ascomycota; Sordariomycetes; Hypocreales; Ophiocordycipitaceae. The transcript has 7 exons. The record is from RefSeq and is a predicted model, not a curated record. Bases 1 to 1548 code for a protein of 515 amino acids.